GAGCAUGCUACGCGAGCAGAGCUUUUAGUUCUUGAUGUAGUCAUAAAUUCAAGGGCCGAAGUUCAUCACAGUCUCAUCAAGACUGUGGUCGAGAUCAACAGAUUCGCGAAGAGACGGCAGAGACGCCGGUAAACCUGACACAGGUUUAUUUAGGAAAAAGAUAGUCGCAAGACAUGGUAAAUGUGACGAAGGGCAUUUUGGUCGAAUGCGAUGCGGCUAUGAAACAGUUUCUUCUACAUUUGGACGAAACAUCUGCGCUGGGGAGAAAGUUCAUAAUUCAAGACCUGGAUGAGAGACACCUGUUCAUAUCCGCCGACAUAUUGGAAACUUUGCAAGCAAAAGUGGAUGAUUUGAUGGAUCAGAUAUCAUUCCCGCUGACAGAAAAGGGUGUAUAAAAGAGAAGGGACA
Molecule: messenger RNA, 408 nt
Organism: Vollenhovia emeryi
Lineage: Eukaryota; Metazoa; Arthropoda; Insecta; Hymenoptera; Formicidae
Gene: Tfb5
Product: general transcription factor IIH subunit 5
Exons: 2
Coding region: 174-395 (73 amino acids)
Biological process (GO): nucleotide-excision repair; transcription by RNA polymerase II; transcription initiation at RNA polymerase II promoter
Cellular component (GO): transcription factor TFIIH holo complex; transcription factor TFIIH core complex
Source: RefSeq, a predicted model, not a curated record